CUUCCCCAAGCCCUGCCAUCUCUUUCUCCUACCUCCCUCCCCGCGCACGCGCGGUGGCGCCCGAGAGAGGAGGCUUUGCCAUGGCGCCGCCGCCCGCUCGCCGGGCCCGGGUCUCCCGCUGCGCGGCUUUCAGCGCCUCCCACCGGCUGCACAGCCCGUUGCUGAGCGAUGAAGAAAACCGGAAACUUUUUGGGAAAUGUAACAACCCGAAUGGUCACGGCCACAACUACAAAGUGGAAGUGACUGUGCAAGGAGAGAUCAAUCCUCUUACAGGGAUGGUGAUUAACCUGACGGUUCUCAAAGCCUACAUGGAGGAAGCCAUAAUGGAGCCUCUCGAUCACAAGAACCUGGAUAAAGAUGUCCCCUACUUCGCAGAGGUCGUCAGUACUACUGAAAACGUUGCUGUGUUCAUCUGGGACAACCUCCAGAAGUGCCUUCCGACCGGAGCCCUUUAUAAAGUCAAAGUAUACGAAACUGAGAAUAACAUUGUGGUUUACAAGGGAGAGGGAGCGCCUUCCGAGAAGUGAGACCCUUGUGGUUGCCUUUUGUGCCAUUAUUGUCGGUGAACUGCUCUAACUCAGCUGGUCUGGCCAUCAUCCAUCCAUCCAUCCAGCCGUCCAUCGGUCCGUCCAUCCAUCUGUCCAUCCAUCCAUCCAUUGGUCCGUCCAUCCAUCUGUCCCUCCCUCCCUCCCUCCAUCAUCCAUCCAUCUAUUGAUCCAUCCAUCCAUCCAUUGGUCCGCCAUCCGUCUGUCCCUCCAUCCAUCUGUCCGCCAUCCAUCUGUCCAUCCAUCCAUCGGUCCAUCCCUCCAUUUGUCCAUCCAUCCAUCGGUCCGCCAUCCAUCCGUCCAUCCAUCCAUCCAUCCAUCCAUUGGUCUGUCCAUCCAUCUGUCCCUCCAUCCAUCCAUCAUCCAUCCAUCUAUUAAUCCUUCCAUCCAACCAUCCAUCCCUCUGUCUGUCCAUCCGUCCAUCCAUCCGUCAGUCCAUCCACCCACCAACGCAUUGUUGGACUUGUGAGUGUAAAUGUUGAUUUCUUUUGUUAAAGAAUCACGUGAGUGAGUUGAUGUGAAACAGGUGUUUUAUGCAGCUUGGCGCCAUCAAACCUCCCUGCUGUGCGAGCAUUCAGUUCGAUCUGAGUUAAGAAAAAUAGCAAUUCUUUCUUUGUUCCUGUUUCAGCAGGAAGUCCCUGCUUUUUCCAUGAUGAGUGUAAAUCCCAAGAUCCAGGGCAUCUUUUGAGUGCAGGAGGGAGUUUUCCUGGUCCCAAGCAGCUUACAGGUAGUCCUUGACUUACGACCACAACGGAGCCCAAAUUUUCUUUUGUUAAGCGAGACAUUCGUUAAGUUUUGCCCUAUUUUGCAACCUUAGAGUUUUGCCCUAUUUUGCAACCUUUCUUGCCACGGUUGUUAAGUGAAUCCGGCUUCCCCAUGGGCUUUGCUGGUCAGAGAGGUGAUCACAUGACCCCGGGACACUGCAACGGUCAUAAAUAGGGGUCAGAUGCCAAGCAUCUGAAUUUUGACCAUGGAGAUGCUACAGCGGUCGUAAGUGUGAAAAACGGUGAUAAGUCACAUUUUUUUCCCAGUGCUGUUGUAACUUUGAACGGUCCCUAAAUGAACUGUUGUAAGUCGAGGACUACCUGUUAUUUCCCUUUCUUGAUCACCUGUUUUUUUUAAAAAAAAACUGGAGAGACCAGAGAAUUGAUUUACUGUGUAAUUAAGCCAAUAAUUAUAAUUAUAAGAGUCGGGAACGACUAGCACAUAUGUGCGAGGGGAACUUUUACCUUUACCUUACUAUAAUUAAGCUCAUUCCCAUACUCUUUUAUGCAAGUUAUGAUGGUUGUUCAGUUGCUAAGUUGUUGUGCCCCAUUCUUUGUGACCCCGUGGACCAGAGCACACCGGCCCCCUGCCCCCGUUCUCCACUCUCUCCUAGAAUUUGUCCAAAUCCAUGGUCAUCGUGUCGAUCGUGCUCUGUCGUCCCAUUCUCCUUGUGACCUUCCACCUUUCCCAACAUCGGGGUUUUCUUUUAUGCAAGAAUGUUCCGCUAAAAAGUUUUGAGCUCUUGGUUCUUCCACAACCUAAAUAAACAUCUCUCAAAAGUU
Molecule: messenger RNA, 2092 nt
Organism: Ahaetulla prasina
Lineage: Eukaryota; Metazoa; Chordata; Lepidosauria; Squamata; Colubridae
Gene: PTS
Product: 6-pyruvoyltetrahydropterin synthase
Exons: 6
Coding region: 81-527 (148 amino acids)
Biological process (GO): tetrahydrobiopterin biosynthetic process
Cellular component (GO): mitochondrion
Molecular function (GO): 6-pyruvoyltetrahydropterin synthase activity
Source: RefSeq, a predicted model, not a curated record